Molecule: messenger RNA, 657 nt
Organism: Nicotiana attenuata
Lineage: Eukaryota; Viridiplantae; Streptophyta; Magnoliopsida; Solanales; Solanaceae
Exons: 2
Coding region: 1-657 (218 amino acids)
Source: RefSeq, a predicted model, not a curated record
AUGAAACAACCUCAAGGCUUUGUGGAUUCUCGAUUUCCAGAUCAUGUCUGCCUCUUGAAGAAAGCUAUUUAUGGUCUACGCCAAGCUCCCCGUGCUUGGUAUUUGGAGCUUCGUUCUUACUUGCUUUCGUGUGGUUUUACUAAUGCUCAUUCUGAUAACUCUUUGUUCAUCUAUCAUUGUGGUGACUCUCUGCUAUUUUUUCUAGUGUAUGUAGACGAUAUUAUUGUCACAGAACGCCACAACAUGUUAGAUGCUAAAGGGGUGUCUACUCUACUAUCUACUUCAUCAGUGCUGUCUCUCAAUGAUGGCUCUGCUCCAACAGAUGCAAAAGAGUAUGGAAAAGAUAUUGGUGCUUUAAAAUACCUGUGGCUCACUCGUCUAGAUACUUGCUUUGCGGUAAACAAGCUAGCUCAAUUCAUGCACUCUUCAGCUGUUAAGCAUUGGCAGGCUGUCAAAAGGCUUCUUCAAAACCUGAAACACACUAUAACUUAUGGCGUACACUUCAAGAAGUCUUCUUUUUUGUCCCUGACAGCAUUCUCUGAUGAUGAUUGGGCCGACAACCAUGAUGAUGGCAUGUCUACAUCAGCCCACUUAAUUUUUGUUGGCUCUAAUCCGGUCAGUUGGUCAUCCAAAAAGCAGCGUACAAUUGCUAGAUAA